AUGACUUUAUGUAGAGAUACUCCUAUUAGUUGGUCUUUGCCUUUUAAGGCUAUGGCAAGAUCACUACCACUCUGGGCCCUUUUUAUAACUUCAUUUUGUUCAUCAUAUUUUAUUACCAGCAUGAUAAUGUCACUGCCAAUCCUGAUCGACAAUAUGUUUGAUUCUGACAUCAGAAAUAAUGGGUUUCUGAGUACACUGCCUUCUCUUGCUGCACUGAUUUUUCUUAUUAUAGGAAGUCUAAUAGCAGAUUUUAUAACUUCCAGGAAUAUCCUCACUCCAGUGUUGCUUCGAAAAACAUUAACAUUUCUGGGGAUGCUACCAGGAUCAACACUAUUCAUUGCUGUGCCAUAUGUCAGCAACUACAUAGCUAUUAGCUUUAUCAUGUUUUCUUUUGGAAUGUGUAUUCUGAAUCAUGUUUCAUUGCAAGUCAAUCUGGUAGAAGUUGCUUCCAGGUACAGUAGUUUUCUCUCAGGAAUUUUAGCCUUUUUUGGAAUGGUAGCUACACUCAUUGUGCCCAGUAUAACUGGAUUUCUCAUUAGUCAGUCUCAAGAACUUUCAACUCAUCAACUUUUACUUCAACAACUCUCAUCUAAUGGACAGCAAACAGCCAAAUGGGGAGGAUUGAAGAACUUUUCCCUGUUUAUUGAAGCCAGGCCUAGUAAUACUUACCAGAAGUGGUUCUAG
Dromiciops gliroides (monito del monte) is the source of this 684-nucleotide messenger RNA. RefSeq names its product probable small intestine urate exporter. The record is from RefSeq and is a predicted model, not a curated record. The coding region runs from base 1 to 684 and encodes 227 amino acids. NCBI's taxonomy places the organism in Eukaryota, Metazoa, Chordata, Mammalia, Microbiotheria, Microbiotheriidae. The transcript has 6 exons. Gene Ontology annotation, biological process: monoatomic anion transport. Gene Ontology annotation, molecular function: transmembrane transporter activity.